AGAGAGAGAGAGAGAGAGACAGCAUACAGUGAAGCAUCUCUAAUCUGGACACCAAAGAAAGUCUUCAUAUUAGUUUACCUGCUAAUUUGGAGCACUUCCAAUUGUGACAAACCCGAGGAGAUUACCCUUAAUCUACGCUACGUGAAGGCGUAUUGUUCAAUACAAUGUGUUACAAAGAUGGACUGGCGUCCAGAUCAUGUGCCUACAUCGGUAUGAUAACAAAACUACUAGUUUGGACACAUAGCACUGCUAAUGUGUAAGUAGACAAUCCCAAGCCCUACAGAAAUGACCCACAAUAAAUACAACACUGCUGUUACUGGCUGA
Messenger RNA from Geodia barretti, 324 nucleotides. The record is from the annotation of a GenBank genome assembly. NCBI's taxonomy places the organism in Eukaryota, Metazoa, Porifera, Demospongiae, Tetractinellida, Geodiidae.